AUGGAAAUGCUUGGCAUAGCUGCAGUGGAUAUGAAAACAAAAACCAAUACAUUCCAACAUUUGCUGGAACAAAUGGCCUCAGCAGGUGUCAUUGAUGAUAGCAUCGUUAAAAAUUUGCUUGAAAAAAGGAUCAAUGCUCAAAGUGAACGAGCUUCAGAGGGACAAGAUAUGGAUGAUGGACGCCAACGGGCUCUUGCCUUCAAUCUGUCAUUCAUUUUGCUUACACGAAUGCGUUUUAUAUACAAUGAUCUUCGACCAAGUGAAUUGGUAAGUGGAACACUUCGCGGCGCGGACAACACUCAAUCAUGUUUCUACAAAUUCGCAUCGCAGUACGGAUGGACAGCAGCUGAUAGUUGUAGCACACCGAUUACUUACACCAGUGACCAGAAAGCUGCUUUUAUUGAACGUGUCAGUAUCCUGAAACGUGCCCAACCAUUUUGGGAUCCAAGGACGUAA
Gongylonema pulchrum is the source of this 456-nucleotide messenger RNA. Lineage: Eukaryota; Metazoa; Nematoda; Chromadorea; Rhabditida; Gongylonematidae. The record is from the annotation of a GenBank genome assembly.